AUGGACCAACAUAUGGAUGAGAGCACCCCCAUCACGCCAGUGGCCCCCGAGCCAUCUCCUGGGUCAUCAAUCUCUUCGUUGCCAUCUAUGCCACCAGCUGUUCAACGGCACAUUGUCACGGAAUAUAACGAUGCAGUCUACAAUCCCCGAGCUAUCCCCAAGAUACCUCUCCGUGUACCUCAAAAGAAUCCUCGACGAAGCCUUGGACCGCCACCUCAUCCGGGCUCGUAUGUGCCUUCCUCCCCUGCCAGUACCAUCACGAGCACGGGACACUUGUCUCCCCCUUACAAAGCGGACUCUGCUGCCGGAGAAAUGGAUAGAGAAGAUGACAAUACCACUCCUGAGGCUGAGCAAACGGACGAAAAACAUUGGUUUGAAGAUCGAAGGCGUUCUCGGCGGUUCCUGGUCAUCGUCGGCAUUGUUACUUUGAUCAUCAUUGUUGGACUGGCAAUCGGCCUGCCUCUGGGUUUGAGAAAUAAAGUUUCUACCCAAGGCAGUCAAGCCGACGACGCAGACGGCUCUGGUCUUCCUUUCCCGGCUGGCUCAUUUUCUUUCAAGACUUCUCUUCAGAAAACCGAAGCGGGGUGUACAUCCAAGAAUACUACUUGGAGAUGUGAUCCUACGACGCCAGGUGGCUCAAGCACCUUCUAUUGGGACAUUACGCAACUGAACUACUACACUUACACCAUCACGUCCAGCCAGAACCCCUUUGCUCCGGACUUUACCAACGUCAGCAUGAAGAUUCGUGACUACAACAAACCCACAGAACGACUCGAAUUCUCUUUUCUGGUGAACAAAACAGUCAUACCGUCAGAUGCGGGUUCUCCAACAAACCGUGCUGCCAAGUGUGCCUAUGCAGACACCAAGUUCGCAGCAACGCUGUACACUCGAAAGCGUGGCACCACUCUCAUUGACCCUCCCGCCCACCACACAAAAUAUGCUGCAUGGCCGGGAGACAUGGAGAUUGUUCAGUCACUGGACUCGACUAUUGGCCAACCUGUUUGUCAAGACGCCAUGAGUCACCCGAUUGCAGAUGUUAGUGCCGGCCCAGGGACUUGUCAGUGCCAGUACUCCAAUACCGACAGCCAAUAG
Messenger RNA from Pochonia chlamydosporia 170, 1092 nucleotides. RefSeq lists its product as hypothetical. Lineage: Eukaryota; Fungi; Ascomycota; Sordariomycetes; Hypocreales; Clavicipitaceae. The record is from RefSeq and is a predicted model, not a curated record. The coding region runs from base 1 to 1092 and encodes 363 amino acids. The transcript is spliced from 2 exons.